ACAAAUUGGUUUUCCCCAUUUGUUUAACCUAAAAAUAGAAAUGGAUUUUCAAAGUUGUUACUUAAUUUAGAUUAUACGUAAAACGAACGGAGAUAACAUAAUGUGCAUUUACAUCUCAAUUAACUUUAAGAUAACGUGUAUGAAGAUUAGCUAGAAGAAUUCAUAUAAUGUCGGAUUUAUAACAAUAAAACAAGCCUGCUGAACACAAAGAAGUAUUGCAUUUAAAAAGAGAAAUGUAUUUCUGGCUGUCGUACCUAAAGAUAACGACAGAGUAAGAUGACCCCUCGUGCAAUUUAUAUUUAAACUGAAUCAAAAUUUUCAAGUUUAAUGAUGUGAAAAACACGCAUAAAUAAAGUAAACUGAUGUGACAUGUGAAACCGCACGUGGACUUAACGUUUUGGAUUACGAUGGUUGUAUGAUUUCCUGUAAAAAUCAUGGCCACUCCGUUGUAUGAUCCUAAACUAUCAGGAGCCAAAUUUAAGAAUUGGAUUAAGGCUGGAUUAGGUGUGUUAUUAACUAAAGAAGGUAUUGAGCCUUUUGUUUAUGAUGAAAUAGAACAGUUCCAGCAAAAAUGUUUGAGGGACAUUUGCAACAAUAAUGGACUUACUGUUGGUACCACGUGUUCUAGUUGUUGCACAGAAAAUGUCGUCGUUUGCCCCACAAAUAGAAUUUGUAAUGCAAGACGUGGGAAAUGUAACUUCCAUAGAAAUUCUGCCACGCAAUAUCUUCCGUCUGGCUGCCCUAACAAGAUAUGUCAUAAUUUUAAAAACGCGAUACAGCGGGCCCAUCGAUACUACGGUCCAUCCUAUAAAAACUCUGAUGCUGCCCAGUGGUGCAGCAAUCCGUGGGAAGUUGCUAAAUGUUUCAUGCCACCUGACGGAUACACAGAUGCGAUGAAUGCAGCAGACACUGAUUUCAAUGGAAUCACCAGUGUUGUCCUGAACUAUGAAGCAUUUCAAACGAAAAUUCACGACGACCUUUCCAAACCGUACAACAUCUUUGAACAGGGUAGAGAGGUAGGCAGAGCAGUUCGACAUUGCCCACAAUUAGAGAUGGAAGAUACAGAUCUACAACACUAUUUUAGUGUCUUGCAGAAUCUGCUGUCAGAUCGUGCAUAUCUGUCUGCUAAUACUGCUGCGCAGAAUGCUAAAACGAAAUUAUUACAGCUUCAAAAUGAUACCUUAGUCAUUGGAAAAGACGAUGUCCUUGAUGUGCUGGAUGAUGUUCGUAAAACAGUUCAAGAUGCGAAAAGCAAAAAGUUACAACUUAUCCAACUUACAAAAAAGCAUAUCAGUGAUAUUGUCAAACGUGGAAAAGUGUCAAUGUCUCAGUUAGAUAAAGCAUAUAAAUCUGCAAUGGAUGAAAUAGAAAAGCAAGCAAAGAAAUCGAUUGAAGACGUACAAGCUGAAGGAGUAAAACAAAAAGAAGAUAUAGUGUCAGAAGGAUAUACUGUUAAGAGAAAGUUAGUAGAUGCGACUGAUCAAGAAUUUAAAAGGUUGAAAACAGAGGCCACUGCAGUAAUUGCAUCAAGAGCUGGUGAAGUUGCAGAACAAAUAGCGGGAGCCAGAGAUGAAGUGUUAGAGCAGAUUGAGAAGACAAAAACAGAAAGCAAAGAAGAUAUAUACAACAAAUUAAAAAAUGGUAAGUGUAUUUUUUUUGCAUAUUUCAUUAUCUCUCAUGAACAAGUUCAAUCAAACCUAGUCUGCUAUUCUUCUUCUUUGUUGCAUUCUUUGCUUCCAAGGGAUCGUUUUAAAGAUUUGAUUAUACAACAUUUUGUGAGAAACUGGCUGUCUGAUUUUUAUACGCCCGUCUCUGAAAGAGCGGGGGUAUUAUAUGAGCACCAGUGA
Messenger RNA from Mercenaria mercenaria, 1847 nucleotides. RefSeq lists its product as uncharacterized. The coding region runs from base 435 to 1847 and encodes 470 amino acids. The record is from RefSeq and is a predicted model, not a curated record. NCBI's taxonomy places the organism in Eukaryota, Metazoa, Mollusca, Bivalvia, Venerida, Veneridae. The transcript has 4 exons.